CCUCAGCCCCAUGUUCCGCUGGGCUCGCCGCUCUCCCCCCUCCCCUCCCUCCCCUCCCCUCCCUCCUUUCUCCUCCUCCCUCCGCUCCCUGUACCAAACCCAGCUCCUCCCUGCCGAAACCUUCUACCGCUUCCACUCUUUCCACUCCCCACCCCUGGAAGCCGCCGACUUCGACCCCAAGCCCAUGAUCCUGGUGAUGGGACAAUACUCCAGUGGCAAAACCACCUUCAUCCAGUACCUUUUGGAGGAAGAAAUCCCCGGGGGCAGGAUCGGACCCGAACCCACCAGCGACUCCUUCGUGGCCGUCAUGCACGGCCCCUCCCCCGCCCUCACCCCCGGCAACGCCCUGGUGGUGGAUCCCCUCAAACCCUUCCGAAAGCUGCAGGCUUUUGGCAACAAUUUCCUCAACCGGUUCCAGUGUGCUCAGCUGCCCAACCCGGUGCUGGAGAGCAUCAGCCUCAUCGACACCCCCGGGAUCCUGUCGGGGGCCAAGCAGCGCCUCAGCCGUGGCUACGACUUCCCCGCCGUGCUGCGCUGGUUCGCCGAGCGCGUGGAUCUCAUCGUCCUGCUCUUCGACUCGCACAAGCUGGAGAUCUCGGACGAGCUGUCGGAGGCCAUCGGGGCUCUGGCCGGCCACGGCGACAAGAUCCGCGUGGUGCUCAACAAAGCCGACAGCGUGGAGCCCCAGCAGCUGCUCAGGGUUUAUGGGGCUCUCAUGUGGGGCCUGGGCAAGGUGUUUGACACCCCCGAGGUGCUGAGGGUGUUCAUCGGGUCCUUCUGGGCGCAGAGGCUCCUGGUGACACACAACAGGGACUUGUUUCAGCUCGAGGAGGCCGAUUUGUUCCGGGAGAUACAGAACUUGCCCCAAAAAGCCGCCCUCAGGCAGCUCAACGACCUGGUGAAACGAGCUCGGCUGGUCAGGGGGCUACCAAGAGCUCUUGGAGGGUCUUGUGGCUACCAAGAGCUCUUGGAGGGCCUCAUAGCUACCAGGAGGUCACAGGGCCACCAGGACUCAUUGGAGGUCCUUGUGGCCACCAGGAGGUCACAGGGCCACCAGGACUCAUUGGAGGUCCUUGUGGCUACCAGGAGGUCACAGGGCCACCAGGACUCAUUGGAGGUGGUUGUGGCUACCAGAGGCUACUUGGAGGUCCUCAUGGCUACCAAGGGGCUACCAAGAGCCUUUGGAGGGCCUUGUGGCUACCAGGAGGUCACAGGACCACCAGGAGUCAUUGGAGGUGGUUGUGGCUACCAGGAGGUCACAGGGCCACUAGGACUCAUUGGAGGUGGUUGUGGCUACCAAGGGGCUACCAAGAGCUCUUGGGGCUACCAAGAGCUCUUGGUGGUGGUUGUGGCUACCAGAGGCUACCUGGAGGUCCUUGUGGCUACCAGGAGGUCACAGGGCCACCAGGACUCAUUGGAGGUCCUUGUGGCUACCAAGGGGCUACCAAGAGCUCUUGGUGGUGGUUGUGGCUACCAGAGGCUACCUGGAGGUCCUCGUGGCUACCAGGAGGUCACAGGGCUACUGAGACUCAUUGGAGGUGGUUGUGGCUACCAGGAGGUCACAGGGCCACCAGGACACAUUGGAGGUCCUUGUGGCUACCAGAGGCUACCUGGAGGUCCUUGA
Molecule: messenger RNA, 1624 nt
Organism: Colius striatus (speckled mousebird)
Lineage: Eukaryota; Metazoa; Chordata; Aves; Coliiformes; Coliidae
Product: EH domain-containing protein 2-like
Exons: 5
Coding region: 11-1624 (537 amino acids)
Biological process (GO): endocytic recycling; cilium assembly; protein localization to plasma membrane
Cellular component (GO): perinuclear region of cytoplasm; cytoplasm; endocytic vesicle
Molecular function (GO): cadherin binding; GTP binding
Source: RefSeq, a predicted model, not a curated record